CCUCCCCAGAUAAUAUAUUAAAAAAAAGGAGGAAGAAGAAGCCGCUCCCAUCUCAAACACUAAACACUGAAAAACCCUAAACCAGAAAGAAAGUGGUUCGCUUUCGUACUCCCCUCUUACCCCACCCUCCCCAUCAAUGGCUUCCCAAAUGGCAAUUCUAACAAGAACAACAAAAACCCUAAUGAAAGCCCUAUACCCCCAAAUCAAAUCAAUAUCCACCUUCGCUCACCUCUCGCAAGAAGCCCAUCUCGCCACCGACCACCCUCCCUCCGAUCACUCAAACCCCAACUCUGUUUCAACACCUUUCCCUCCAAAUCCAGCUUCCGGAAGCCCACUCUACAAUGACACAAACUGGCGAAACCCAAUCCCAAUCUACGAAAAUCCUAACUCCCCUAUGAUCCCGCUCGGUCCCUUCCAUAACCAAACCUCUAGAAUCCAAUCAAUGCCUCCAAACAUGGACUUGAAUUCGCUAUCGAAUAUGCUUGCUGAUUGGACCACGUCACAGAGAUGGGAAGAUAUCAAGGGGUAUUUUGAGGCGUGGAUUAAGUCACUAGAUAGAAAUGGGAAGCCUAAUAAGCCUGAUGUUAGCUUGUAUAAUCAUUAUUUAAGAGCUAAUUUAAUGAUGAAAGCUAGUGCUGGUUAUUUGCUUGAUUUGGUUGCUCAAAUGGAGGAUUUUAAUCUUUCGCCUAAUACUGUUUCCUUCAAUUUUGUUCUUAAAGCUAUGUAUGAAGGUCUUGAGACUGAGGCCGCUGAGAAGUUGCUUCAACGGAUGGAGCAUACGGGAAAAGAAUCGCAGCCUGAUGAGGAAUCCUAUGACCUGGUUGUUACCAUGCUUCUCAAUAAAGGCAACAUUGAUGCUUUUGAUACUGCCUUGAAAUAUAUAGAUAAAAUUCUAAAAGGCGAUUACGUGUUAUCGAUGAAAGUAUUUGAUGCAUGUGUUAGAAGCUGUUGUAACUUUGGCAGACUUGAUGUGUUGCUAUCGAUUAUUGAGAAGUGUAAGAAAAUGGAUCAGAACAAAGCUCUCUGUCCAAAUUGGAACCUAUGCAACCAUAUUGCUGAAAUUGCAUUAAAAGAGGAUAACAGCAAGUUAUUGUUUUGUGCCCUGGAGUUUAUGGCUAGAUGGAUUGCUCGAGGAGAGAAGGCAAGGCCUAUUGUUCUACUUUCAGUGGAUGAAGGAUUGAUUGUGGCUGCGCUUGGAACUGCUGGCAGGACCUACAACUCCACUCUCCUGGAUGCAUCAUGGGCAAUCCUUCGCCGCUCUUUACGUCAGAAGAAGCCUCCUAACCCGGAAUCGUAUAUUGGGAAGAUAUAUGCCCAUGCAUCAUUGGGCAGUCUGCAGAAGGCUUUUGCUACUUUGCGUGAAUUGGAGUCUUGUUAUGGGAGUUCUGAUAAGGAAGCAGAAGAAGAAUUGUUCUCACCAUUCUCUUCUUUGAAUCCACUAGUUCUGGCUUGCUCCAAGAAGGGUUUUGAGACUUUGGACUCGGUAUAUUUUCAGCUAGAGAAUUUAAGUCGUGCAGAAUCUCCAUACAAGUCUGUGGCUGCUCUUAAUUGUAUAAUUUUAGGUUGUGCAAAUAUAUGGGAUCUUGACCGCGCCUACCAAACUUUUGAAGCGAUUAGUUCUUCUUUUGGGUUGACCCCUAAUAUUCAUUCAUACAAUGCUCUAAUAUUUGCAUUUGGAAGGCUCAAGAAGACAUUUGAAGCUUCAAAUGUGUUCGAGCACUUGGUGAGCUUGGGUGUUAAACCCAAUGCAAUGUCAUAUUCAUUGCUUGUUGAUGCUCAUCUCAUCAACCGAGAUACAAAAGCUGCUGUGUUGGUGAUUGACAAGAUGGAUUCUGCUGGAUUUGUCCCUUCCAAGGAAAUACUAAAGAAGGUCAAAAGGCGCUGUAUUCGAGAAAUGGAAUAUGAGAGUGAUGAUCGAGUAGAAUUCUGGGCUAGAAAGUUUGACUAUCGAUUGGGCUCUCAAAAUCGUAGGGACUUGUUGUUUAAUCUGGAGUACAGCACUGAUUUUGCUUGAUUGGUUUGGUUACUGUUUCUUCUUGGUAAUCUCAGUGGUGGCAGUUUGCUUGUUCUCCAGCUGCUGUCCAAUGAAAUUCUUUCCUGUCUGUGCAUUACUUAAUUGUACUCGAUUUUGACUUUGGCAGGACUGAUACAAGGAUCAGGAUUGAUCUGAUUAUCGUAACCUCUAUAUCGUCCAUAUGCUUCUCGGUUUUUUUUUUUUUUUCUACUGAGGGAAAUCUAUAGGGCAGGGAAAUGUUGGUCCAAAAGAUUUUCAAUGUUGACAAAUAAAUGUAGGACAAUCUUGAUUUCUUAUGUAGGAUAGAAAUUCUGCAAUGACUUAGGUACUCUACUGGUGAGAUGUUUGUCUUUCUGUCUGUAAAUCUAGUGCUUAAGCUAAUUUUGUCUUCAAGGAGUACUUUGCGUAAUGCAGUUAUUUUUUGGAGAUAUAA
Populus nigra (black poplar) is the source of this 2447-nucleotide messenger RNA. Its product is annotated as pentatricopeptide repeat-containing protein At1g26460, mitochondrial. NCBI's taxonomy places the organism in Eukaryota, Viridiplantae, Streptophyta, Magnoliopsida, Malpighiales, Salicaceae. Gene Ontology annotation, molecular function: protein binding. The transcript has 7 exons. The record is from RefSeq and is a predicted model, not a curated record. The coding region runs from base 137 to 2014 and encodes 625 amino acids.